AAGUCCAUGGCCGCCAAACAACAUUGUCAACAAAAACAAACAACAACAUAGUAUAAAACAAUUAAUAUUACUAAUACUGCUUCUUCAUUUUCAUUUUCAUAAGCUGAAGAAAGAAGGGAAAAAAAAAACACAAUCUCUCUACCUCGAUUUUCGUGCUUUGUUACUACUUUUCAUAAAACCCCAUUUCUUCUCUCUCUCUCUCUCUAUUAUUCCAACUUCUCUUUGCAAAGCUCGAAGCUUUUUACCAUUUGAGAUCUGGGUUUUCUUCAACAACCAUUAUUAACAAGGUUUUGCUUUCUGGGUCGUUGAGAUCUUUCUAAACAACAAUGGGAAGUAAAUGGAAGAAAGCAAAGGUUGCUCUUGGUCUUAAUCUUUGCAUGUUUGUUCCUAGAACGUUAGAUGAUGAUUUUCCACCUUCUACUGUGGUUUCUGAGAGAUUGUCUGAUGCUGCUCUUCUCUCACCUGUCAACUGGGACAAGGGUUCUUCUCAACCAACCACUCCAGUGUCUUCUUUUCAUGGUUUCAAACUUUCCAAAAGUAGCAGCAAAUCUUCUAAGCAAACUUGCGCAAUAUGCUUAACCAAAAUGAAGCAAGGAUCCGGCCAAGCUAUAUUCACUGCAGAAUGUUCACAUUCCUUCCAUUUCCAUUGCAUUGCUUCAAAUGUGAAACAUGGGAACCAAGUAUGUCCAGUGUGCCGAGCAAAGUGGAAGGAAAUACCUUUGUCGGGUUCCAGCUUAGCUCCUAUCCAAGGUAGAGUAACACCAAGUCCAAUAAAUUGGCCACAAAAUGAUGCUUUGAUGGCUGUGGUCCAUCGCCUACCUCUCCCUCAUCCUCGCCGAGAUUUGAACAGGCGGCAUAUUGUGCCACUUUAUCAAGCUUCUGAGCCAGGCAUAUUUAAUGAUGAUGAAUCCUUAAAUCACCAACAUGCGAUUUCUGAGAGAAGUACUUGCACUAAGAGUACCGAAGAUACCGAUGCUGUUCAAGCAAUGGAGAUUAAAACGUACCCUGAAGUGUCUUCUGCUCCAAGGUCCAAUACUUACUCUAACUUCACAGUUUUGGUUCAUCUCAAAGCUACCGCUGCAGCUGCUUCUGCUGCCAAAAAACAAAACCUUACCAGAAAUCAGGCUAGCUUUACACAGAUUUCAUCAACUCCACGUGCCCCGGUUGACUUGGUCACUGUGCUUGAUGUCAGUGGUAGCAUGGCGGGAACUAAGCUCGCACUACUAAAAAGGGCGAUGGGAUUUGUUAUCCAGAACCUAGGCACUAAUGACCGGCUUUCUGUUAUUGCUUUCUCUUCCACAGCUCGCCGUCUCUUUCCACUGUGUAAGAUGACUGAUUCUGGGCGGCAGCAGGCAUUGCAAGCUGUUAAUUCUUUGGUUGCAAAUGGUGGUACCAAUAUUGCCGAAGGGCUGAGAAAAGGUGCUAAGAUAAUGGAAGACCGAAAAGAAAAGAAUCCAGUUGCGAGUAUUAUUUUACUGUCAGAUGGACAGGAUAAUUACACUGUUGGGGGCCCUGGAAAUGACCAACCUCAACCAAAUUAUCAUUUGCUUUUGCCUACUUCCAUCAGUGGUCGUGAUAAUUCAGGAUUUCAAAUUCCUGUGCAUGCUUUUGGAUUUGGUGCAGACCAUGAUGCUUCGUCAAUGCACUCAAUUUCAGAGAUCUCCGGCGGCACGUUUUCGUUCAUCGAAACUGAAGCUGUGUUGCAGGAUGCAUUUGCACAAUGCAUUGGAGGACUACUAAGUGUUGUUAUUCAAGAAUUGCAAGUGGCAAUCGAGUGUAUACAACCUGAUCUCGGUCUUGUUUCACUUAAAGCAGGAAGUUACCCGAGUCGUUUGAUGGCUGAUAGACGCAAAGGAGUGAUCGACGUUGGGGACUUGUAUGCUGAUGAAGAGAGGGAUUUUCUAGUUUCGGUUAAUGUUCCAGCUACGUCCAGCAAUGAAACAUCAUUGAUAAAGGUCAAAUGUGUUUACAAAGAUCCCUUGACUCAAGAGACAUCAACAUUGGAAAGUGAUGAAGUAAAGGUUGAGAGGCCCGAAAUAGCAAGGCAGGUUGUAAUGUCUCUUGAAGUGGACAGACAACGCAACAGGCUCCAAGCUGCCGAGGCAAUGGCACAUGCACGGACCGCAGCUGAAAAGGGAGACCUCGCUGGAGCAGUAUUCAUUCUCGAAAACUGUCGGAAGAUGCUUUCGGAGACCGUAUCAGCUAAAUCUCACGACCGCCUUUGUGUUGCAUUGGAUGCUGAACUCAAGGAAAUGCAAGAGCGGAUGGCGAGUAGGCAUGUGUAUGAAGCAUCUGGGAGAGCAUAUAUACUCUCCGGUUUGAGUUCACACUCGUGGCAAAGAGCAACUGCAAGAGGCGAUUCCACCGAUAGUUCAAGUCUUGUUCAAGCGUAUCAGACACCAUCGAUGGUUGAGAUGCUUACUCGAUCUCAGGCCAUGUUACUAGGUAGUCCAUCAGGUCAGAGGCUUCUUCAGCCACUUUUGUCAUACAGAUCACAACCAAGCCCAAGGUAAUCCAACAGGGAUUUGGUGAAAAUCAUCUUCAAAUUAACCUUUGCAGUGAUUUUCUCUUUUUUGCUUAUAAAUACCCGGAGAAAGGCGGUAAACGGACGGGGGAUAAACAAAGAUUACUUUGAGCUGUGAUUUUGUUUAAUAUUAUGUAUAAAUGAAUAAAAGGUGAGGAAAUGGUGGAGGGAGUUACAAUCAAUGGAGAAAAGGGGAGUAGAUAGGAAUUUACUACAUUAUGUUUCUUCUAUUUUGGGGGGUUUAAGGUUUUUCUUUUGUCUUCACAUCUCUUUCCUCUGAUUAUGUUGUUUUUUUGGGAGGUGGUGUACAUAAAGAAGAAUGCUUCUUUUUUUGUUAUUAAUUCUGGGACACCUGGGGUAUAAAGUUUGUAAUUGUGCAAAUGGUUUGGAUGAUCUCUUCAGUAUAAUAUAUGUUUUCAAUUCUUUAACAAGUUGUUUGUUA
Molecule: messenger RNA, 2966 nt
Organism: Medicago truncatula (barrel medic)
Lineage: Eukaryota; Viridiplantae; Streptophyta; Magnoliopsida; Fabales; Fabaceae
Product: E3 ubiquitin-protein ligase WAV3
Exons: 2
Coding region: 327-2513 (728 amino acids)
Source: RefSeq, a predicted model, not a curated record